UAUUGGAUAAGAGUAAGAGAGAGAGAGAGAGAAAGGAAACCGUAAGAAAGAGAAGGAGAAAAGAUUUUGACAGUUAGAGUUAGCUCCCUUAUAAGAAAUUACUAAUAUGGCGCUUCCUCCCAAACUUGAUACUUCGGCUGCUACUAAGGCCCAGCUUCAUCAGAACCAGCCGUAUGAUGAAUCUCUGGAGGUUCCUGAUGCUGAUGAUGUUCCUAGUACCUAUACUCCAACACCAAGAUCACAUAAUCCUCUUGGUCGGAUAUCAAACCCUGGCAUUGACCAGUCUGGGAGUCCCCACUUACUGGCCACCUCGACUGAAGAUGCCAAGAAGCUUCUUGGUAAAUCUUUAGGCAGAAGCAGUAAUUUAUCUGAUGAUGAUGAUGAUGGUUCUGAUCUGAGUGAUGAUGAUGAUGACGAUGAAGAAGUACAUAUUGAAGGAGCAUAUGAUCCAGCUGAUUAUGAUAAUCUCCAGGUGAGCUCGGAUAUUAAAGAUUUAUUUGAAUAUAUCUCAAGAUAUUCUUAUCAAGUGAUUGAAUUGGAACACAAACUGAAACCUUUUAUUCCUGACUUCAUUCCAUCAGUAGGGGACACUGAUGCAUUCAUUAAGAUACCAAGACCCGAUAUGAAACCUGACAUGGUUGGUCUGACUGUUUUAGAUGAGCCAUGUGCUGCACAGUCUGACCCAACAGUGCUUGAUCUACAACUGAGAACCAUUUCGAAACAGACUACUGCUAAACAAAUGGUUGUGAAAAGUCUAGAACAAGCUGAAAAAGACCCGAAGCAGAUUGAUAACUGGAUCCAGAAUAUUGAUAAAUUACAUCGAUCAAAGCCCCCACCCAAUGUACACUACACCAAGAAUAUGCCUCAAAUAGACAGCCUGAUGCAAGAAUGGCCAUCCGAGUUGGAAGAAUUACUUAAAGAAGUGUCAUUACCAAGUGCCAGCAUGGAUACCAGCUUGGCCGACUAUAUUCGAGCUAUUUGUUGUAUAUUAGACAUACCAGUGUAUCAGACCAGCCACAACAAUGAUAUGAUCCAAGCCCUCCAUGUUCUCUUUACUUUGUACAAUGAAUUCCAGAAUUCUCAACAUUUUCAGACAUUGGCCCAGGAAUACAAAAUGAAGAAAGAAGCCAAUCCCAAUGAACAGUUAGUCUUGGAUGGAGAUAAUGAAGCUCCAAAUGGCAAUUAAUCACCAAAGAAAGACAUGUAAUAGAUUUAUUAUUUUGCAAUAUUCAAGGAUGUUAAAUAGUAAACCAGAUUUUUAUCAACAUUACAGGGGCCCUACUACUAAAGAUAAGAAACCGGAGGAGAGUUUGAUAAAGUUUAAUGAUGACUGGCUACUGAAGUUGACCACAAACUGCUACAAAUUUAUUGAUGUAGAUUAUCACUAGUUUCUUUACAUGGUAUCCUUAUAAGCAACAGUUUACUCGCAUCAACAACAAUUUCACUUAAUCACCUUAAGUUUUCUCACAAGUUAAGAAGCCCCCAACUACCUUCCUGCCAUUUACAUAAAACUGUUUUGUUUUUACUUCCUUCCAUUUCUCUCUCAAUAAUUUAGAUCAGUUCUGCAAGCAAGAAUGAAACACUUUGCUUUCCUCUCAACUUAUUUUCUAAUUAGAAGCCUUUCUAAGCCACACUUUCAUCUCAACCCUACAUAAGUUCUCAUUUCACUACAUUUAUAGAAAUGAAUCCAUCCAUUUGUAUUUUUUUAACAUUAUUAUUUCAGUUGACUUUCCAUCUGAUCCAACCUCACUGAUAUUUAUGAAAUAAAUUAUUCUAGAACUUUCUGGAA
This is a messenger RNA of Octopus sinensis (East Asian common octopus), 1789 nucleotides long. Its product is annotated as intraflagellar transport protein 46 homolog. The record is from RefSeq and is a predicted model, not a curated record. Bases 107 to 1186 code for a protein of 359 amino acids. Gene Ontology annotation, cellular component: motile cilium; centrosome; intraciliary transport particle B. NCBI's taxonomy places the organism in Eukaryota, Metazoa, Mollusca, Cephalopoda, Octopoda, Octopodidae. Gene Ontology annotation, biological process: intraciliary transport; cilium assembly. The transcript has 11 exons.